This is a messenger RNA of Paramuricea clavata, 1703 nucleotides long. Lineage: Eukaryota; Metazoa; Cnidaria; Anthozoa; Malacalcyonacea; Plexauridae. The record is from the annotation of a GenBank genome assembly.
AUGGACAAUGUUGAUGAAAAACUAACCAUUUUUAAUGAAAUAUUUUUAAAUACAUUGGAUAAACAUGCCCCAGUAAAGACCAUAAAAGUACGCGGAAAAUCUUGCCCAUUUAUCACCCCGGAAAUAAAAGCAUCCAUGAUCAAAAGAGACCAGCUCCACAGUCUUUUCAGGAAAACACGUGAUCAUUAUGAUUGGCUUAAAUUCAGAGAGGCCCGCAAUUUUACAAAAACCGCACUUGUUAAUGCACAGAAAGAAUAUGUACUGAAGGAAGUUCAGCAACACAGAAACAAUACUGGGUCACUUUGGAAGGUAAUUAAAGAAAAUAUAGCGUAUAGGGAAAGAGAGUCGGUGGUCUACAGUAAGGAACCGAAAUUAGUGGCCGAAGAGUUUAAUCAUUUCUUUUCCACCAUUGGUGUGAAUGCUGCAAAGAAAGCCUCAACACUAAUACAAGAUCCUAGUGUUUAUCUAGCUCGGAAUCUUUCUGACGUAAAUCGCACAGAUAACAGCUACCCUGAAGAAAAUUAUAGAUUUAGUUUCACCCCAGUCUCUUGUUCAGAAAUAAGGAACAUCAUAUUAGCUAUGCCGUCAAACAAAUCACCCGGCAAAGACAAAGUGAGUAUGCGUGUCAUCAAACACAGCCUACCGGUAAUUCUUGGGCCCCUCACCGAUAUCAUUAACUGUUCACUGUCGUCAUCUUCGUUCCCUAUAGCAUGGAAAGAGGCAGAAGUUAUCCCUUUGUUAAAGGAUGGAAACCACGAGGAAGCAUCAAAUAACCGCCCACUUUCUCUCCUUACCUUUCUUUCGAAAAUUUGUGAAAAAGUCGCCUUGAAUCAAUUUGGUUCGUAUCUAAUGAAGAACAAAAAAUUGUCAACCCACCAGAGCGGGAACAAGAAACAUCACUCAUGCGAAACAUUGAAUCUUUUGACCGGAGAUACUAUCCCGCCAUGGAUGGGAAAUUGGUUACUGCACUGAUUCUAAUAGAUCUAUCUAAAGCUUUCGACAGUGUAAAUCAUAAUUUUCUCCUUACAAAACUUAGCAACGUCGGGGCUUCUCCAAGCGUUGUAAAAUGGUUUGAGAGUUACUUGACCGGAAGAACUCAAUCAGUCAGAAUUGGAUCAACUGUGUCUACUCCUCUCCCUGUUUUUUAUGGUGUACCACAGGGUACAAUUUUAUCACCUUUACUUUUUAGUAUUUAUACUAACGAUUUGCCCUCAUCAGUCCACCAUAGUAAACUUGAAUCGUACGUGGACGACUCCAAGUUAUUACUAUCUUUCACUGUGGCUAACGUGGACUGUUUAAAGCAACAACUUGAGGAAGACUUGUAUUUGAUUGCAAACAGUUGUUCCGAAAAUGAAUUGCUUAUUAACCCGGGAAAGACCAAAUACAUGCUGAUUGGCACACGGCAAAAUCUACAACAACUUCCCGUAGAUAUGACCAUAAACUUCCUCAACGAGACUAUUACCCCCGUCUCCUUUGCCAAAGAUCUAGGAAUGACAAUCGACUCUUAUUUGACAUAUGACCAGCAUAUCACCAUCCUGGUUUCCUCAUGUAUGAAUUCCCUGUGCCAAAUAAGCCGAGUCAAAAAAUGUUUCGAUAAAGAAGCUUUAACUCUCAUCGUCUCGGCACUCGUAAUGAACAAAAUGUUCUAUGUUUCAACGGUUUGGUCAAACACUUCGUCUACCAACAUUAAGAAACUACAGUUG